Messenger RNA from Acanthoscelides obtectus, 293 nucleotides. Lineage: Eukaryota; Metazoa; Arthropoda; Insecta; Coleoptera; Chrysomelidae. The record is from the annotation of a GenBank genome assembly.
CGUAGAUUUCUUGAUUCAUAAUAAAACGAACAUAUGCCAAUAAUAAUGCUGCAUUAUCAGGUAAAGUUGACUCGUCCAGUUGUAUAGAGAAAUGGGUCUAUUGUUGCUUAAGGGAAUUCUUUUAAUGAUAUCAGAUGCAGGUUUGUGUAAAACAGUUUUUAAAACCUCUUCAACGGCUAGCAAAAUUAACUUCUCUCCGAUGGUAUGCGGUUUUCUGGAAUUUGCUAUAAGUAACGAGAGAUAACCAUCAUCAUUUCUUUGUGACGUCGAAGCGAAUAUUCUGUCCAGUGUAG